AUGCUUGCUGAGCGUGUUAUACAAAGUAUUCCCAGAUCAUCCUCACACGCAUAUCUAGGACGCUGGAUGAGCCCGCCUCAGAACAAGCUGGAUUCCGCCAAGGGUUCGUGCUUGGCACAUCCAGACCGUGUCGAGGGUCAUGGAGGUUUGCCGCGAAUACCGCCUGCCCUUGUUCUAACCUUCGUCGACUAUGGAAAGCUUUUGACAGCGUAG
This is a messenger RNA of Necator americanus (New World hookworm), 213 nucleotides long. RefSeq lists its product as uncharacterized. Bases 1 to 213 code for a protein of 70 amino acids. The transcript has a single exon. The record is from RefSeq and is a predicted model, not a curated record. NCBI's taxonomy places the organism in Eukaryota, Metazoa, Nematoda, Chromadorea, Rhabditida, Ancylostomatidae.